AUGAUGGUGAUUCAAUUUUUAUCUUUAGUACAAGCAAAAAAAUUGAUUUCACAAGGAAAAUUUUUUUUCAAGACAAACUUGUGUUGGAAUCGCCUGUUAUCAUCAUCAUCAUCAUCAUCCUCUGGUUCUGGCGAUGAUCUAUCAUCGGACCAACCGGCAAUAUCACAACAACAAGUCAAGACUUCUGGUCUAAAAUUUCAAAAUGUGUUGAAUUAUUUGGAAAAAUCUGUUCGAUUGUUUGUCGGUGACGUUAAUAGUGAAGAAUAUCGAGAAUUCGAUCAGGCUUUAAGCAUAGUUCGUUCUAGUCUUGAAUCAAUGCCCGAAUUUCAUCAACGAAUCGACAAAAUCGAUGAUGGAACACUUGUUGAUUCACAAAAAUUAUUACGCGAUCGCUUUUUACAAAGUCGUUCGUCGAUUCUAGCCGAUGGAUCAAUUUCUUGUCUAAUAUAUCCUGACCUAGGUCUUUGGAAUAAAAUUUUACCUGAGAAAUUUUUACUUGAUUUUAUGGUCGCAACUAUAUUGGGCGCUUUAGACUAUCUAGAAAAUGGCGAAAAUCUUCACUAUUCUCGGGUGCCUUCAUUAGGACAUGAUUACAUUGAAGAAUCUAGGCCAUCUAAUCAACAACAAACGAAAACAAAUUAUAUUAUUAUAGCUUAUGGCUGGAAUCAUUAUCUUAUUGAUCUGGGACAAUUUGAAAAUUCUUACCAAGCCUUGUGGCAGAUUCUCAAAUUUUUAUUUGAACAAUCAUCCACGUCAAUGUUAAAAAAUCCUUUCCCUAUGGGUGUCUUAUCCACAUUGCCUCGAAAUGAUUGUAUGUACGGUUAUAAAUUUUUAAACCAAUCGGACCUGCAAAAACUUCGACAAUCAAAAUUAUUGAUUUCUAUCGAAAAACUCGAUAUGAUUCCUCAAGAAACGGACAAUGUAGAACGUGAUCAUCGUAUAGGUUUGAUGGCCAAACAGAUUCUAUUGUCAAAUGAAGAAAACAUUGGCAAUCGAUGGUACGAUAAAUCCUUACAAAUGGUAUUUGUAUUGAACAAAAAUUUCAAUCAACUUUAUUCACAUGGCCUUUGUUUUGAGCAAUCACAUGCUAAAAUUGAAUCCAUUCUACAAUUAAUGGAUCAUUCCAUUAAAUUUCUGACAAAAUUUAAGCCAAAAACCGAAGAAGAAUAUACAUCUCGAGAUAUACAAUUUAAAAAACUUCAAAUAUUUGAUUCCAAAUCCAAACGAUUAACCGAGAUCAUAAAUCAGGCUACAAAUCAUUUUGCAAUGGAAAAAUACUUGAAUAUCUGUUCAAAUCGAUAUUUUCAAUUGUCCAUGCUUCAGUUCGUUGAUUAUGGAUUAGAUAUGUUGGAAAAAGAAUUUCAAUUAUCUGCCGAGGAUUGGAUACAAAUUUCUUUCAAUUUUACCUUGUAUAAAUUAACUGGAAAUAUACGACCGUGUUAUCAACGUUUUUUACCAAACGGAGAUGGUGCAGAAAUCUGGUUUCAAUGUUUGAAUCAGGAAAUGUUAGACUUUUUCCAUGAACCGAAUGAUCGACAAAAAUUAUUACUAGCAUUGGAAUCGUUAAAAUUUCAUCGUGAAAUAUUAAUGCCUGAAGAUUCGUCUUCAAAAGAAUCCCAAAACAUUGAAUCUAUUCUUCUAGUCUAUCAAAAUUUAGCAAAACUUUCUUUUGGUUUAGACCUGAAUAAAUCAUAUCCAGAUUCAAUGAUGACCAAUAUAGACUCAUUAUUUAAAUUGAAAUCAAUAAGACGAUUACGACGAUCAACAGCUCAGAUAACUACAUUGAAACCUGCUCAAAAUUAUUAUGAUUGGCAUUUGGUUACUAAUGGCCAUUCAUAUUAUGAUCAUCGUAUCAAUUUAACCGCACAUUUAGCUUCUAAUCAAAUGCAUUUCACAUUGACAAUGUUACGCUGUGGCAGUGAACCACAAUUGCGUAAUAUUUCUGUAGAUAAGAUUUUGUAUGAAUUAGAUAGGUCAUUGAGGCAAAUAAAAAAUGUAUUUCAAAAUUAAUUUCCAAUUGCAACGGCUACAUUAGCAUUGACUAAACAGACGAAUACUGAAAUUCAAAAAAAAGUUGGAGGUGGAGGGGUUAACAUUUAUUACUUUGACUGUAUAAAUUUUUUCCCAUUUUUAUCGUAACUAUUUUCUAUGCUUCUUCUUCACUUCUCUGUUUUGA
Messenger RNA from Dermatophagoides farinae (American house dust mite), 2176 nucleotides. RefSeq lists its product as uncharacterized. Gene Ontology annotation, molecular function: acyltransferase activity. NCBI's taxonomy places the organism in Eukaryota, Metazoa, Arthropoda, Arachnida, Sarcoptiformes, Pyroglyphidae. The record is from RefSeq and is a predicted model, not a curated record.